AUGAUUAUGAAAAACACGCUCCUCGCCGUCGCGCUCUCGCUCGUCUCUGUGGGGACAGCGUUCUACGCCAUGGUCUACCCCGCGUGGUUCCAGCAACAUUACCGUCGCGACGGUAAGGACGUGUACCAGGGCUACGGGCUCUUUGCCUUCUACUCGACCAGCUCGCUCGAGUCGCCUUUCUACGCGUCGACCACGGUGCUCCAGUAUACCGACUUUUGCGUGACCAAUUACAUAACUCCCAACUAUAUGCUGGGAGACGGCGCGGACUUCCACGACAUCUUGUGUGGCAAGCGAAUGAUGGCAGCACAAGCAACGACCGCAACUGGAGCGGCUGUGUCCGUUGUGGGGCUGCUCACGGCCAUUGGCGCUGUGUUUAGCCCCUCGGCAGGGUACAUGGAGCGCGUCGUGUCUUUCUGCACGCUUGUGGGCUCUCUACUUCUCGCCGUUUCAUUGGUCAUUUGGGGUGCACUACUGCAACAGACUCUGUACGGAAUUGACACCAUCAGUUCCGCCUACACAAGCUGCAAAGCCGACAACACGAAAUGGCACUGUUGGUUCUAUGGCUACAGUUUCUGGGUCUGCCUCGCGUCGGUCAUUAUCCUGUCUAUUACGGGCUAUUUGAGCUCGGCCGGGCGGGCCGAGAAGAUCCGGUACUUUCGCAAAGAGUACGAACGGGACUUGGUCGUUGCCAUGCAGCAAAGUGUCGACCCAGACGUGCACCAGGGGACGCACCAGACGCAAUUUGUACGCACGGGGUCCGUGAAUGGCUUUGGCGUCCAAGCCACGCAACAGUCGUACGGUCAAGCACCGACGCCUGCCCAGAUUAGUGUAAAUUCGGGGCAGCCGUACACCACGCCACAAAACAUGCACGGGGGGCCGAGUAUGGUACCACACAAUAAUGUGUACAGUACCCAAAAUUCGGAUUCGAAACCCGUCGGGUACCCGCAACAGCAGGUGGGCAAUGUACCAUUGGCGGUACCUUCCACAAACGGACUUAGUCGAACAGUCAGUAAUGACAGUGACGCAGUGUACCCGAGCUACAGUGAACAGCGCCGGAACCACUCGCUGCUCGGUCGUCAACCCAGUGGAGGAGUCGUGUGA
Molecule: messenger RNA, 1101 nt
Organism: Peronospora matthiolae
Lineage: Eukaryota; Oomycota; Peronosporomycetes; Peronosporales; Peronosporaceae
Source: the annotation of a GenBank genome assembly